CGCGCACGUGAAGCUCCAUCGCCCAAAAUGGGGUUCUCCAUCUGAUCGCAUCGCAUCUGCAAGCAAACAAUGACUGGUCUCACGAGGCUAGAUCCCGCUACGUUCCGAGUCAAUGUCGGCACUACUCUACACGCCCGAUCCUGCCAUUAAUAGCACAUUCGUGGUGCAGCUUUCGCAGCGCGACUUGUCCCUGCGUGUGCCGGUCAACUUUGUCACGCAUCCGGGUGUUGCUCUUUCCGCCGCGUGUUUCGGGAACAGACGCUACGAGGAGUCGACUGCUGCGAAAUGCCUUUCUAACCUGCUUGUGUCUGGCUUUCGUCGGAUAGAGGCUGAUGUAUACUGGGAUGCGAGCAGAUCGACGUGGAGUCUAUGCCCGGUUGAGCUGGGAGGCAGUGACGAGUCGCUUACUUCUUCCACUAGCUUGGCAGCCACCACCUCUGCGGGAUUGUCCCGAAGACUCGUUGCUGGGGAUGAUGGCCCCGGAAGAGAUGUACCAUUGUUGCUUCAGCAAAGACAGAACGAUGAGGCACUGAAUCCGUCCCCUCCACCUGCGACGACCGUGACAGCAUCCGACAGCAUAUCGGCCACGGCUACGCUGCUCGCCAAUCCGACUUCGUCUUCGAUAAGUGGUAAUGUUGAGCCGACAGACGCAGAUGUAGGAGAUGGAACACUCAUACAAGCUGGUUCCUACUCCUGCACAACCUCUACAGACUUUGCUCUUCUUGUCAGCAUCAUUUCUGCGCACAUUGUCAAUACAGACACUAAUAUCGGCGCGACAACCCUGUUCCUUACACUCAAUGUGCACGCUGCUGCAUCGGCUUCGAAUCCUGACGGCCCUGCUGAACAGCCUGAGGACGAUAAUCUGCCCGAGGGCGGGUCCCUGCUAAGCUCCAUUAUCAACAGCAAUGUGUCUUCAUACAUAUAUUCCCCUCGGGAGCUGCUCAAUCAGCGAAAUGAUCUAAACACGAGUUCGUGGUUCACAACACCUGGAGUUUCAGAGCCAAUCUCGGAGUAUUUCCGCGUUGAAGAAAGAGGCAAUACUCCAUACACUCCUGAUGGCUGGCCUGGCGAGAACUAUCUUGAGGUGCCUGGCUAUUCGAAGCGCUUGCUUGUAGGCUUCGGCACUGUCGACCCUCAAAUGUCUAACUACAACUUCACUGGAGACAGUUCUACGAUAUUUCCCGCCCAGUAUCUGGAAUCUAAUCGUAAUGUCACAUUCACCAGCGGAGGUACUGUGGCUACGGGCUGUUUCUACAAUCCUGAGCAGACCGUCCUAGCUGAAGCAAAUUCAUCCUUCGUAUUGUCGACCGUGGGCAGCGGUGAAACAGUGCCGUCCGACCAGUUAUACACAUACUUCGAGAGAGCACGAAAUCUCACCAGAUGCGGCAUCUCUCCGAUUCUCAAUGCCACUCUGGGAAAUUCUUCUGCCGACCGCGAGUUCCGGCCUUAUCAAGAAUUCGCAAAUAACACGGUCUGGUCGUGGGGCCCAGGCGAGCCAGUAAAUUCCACUGGCGAGGAUAUCAAUGAUUUCAGCUGUGCCGCACUCAAUGCCACAUCCGGCACAUGGAGAGCCUCGGACUGUAGUGAGUCCCGGUAUGGCGCGUGUCGCGUUGGGAAUGAACGAUACGCCUGGCAAGUGAGCGAUUCCGCCGCUCCAUACGAGCGAGUGGAACUGGCAUGCAAAGAGGACCACAACUUUGAUGCUCCUCGUACUGCGCUCGAGAAUGAGUAUUUGCUUUCAACAUGGCGGAGGUAUCGCGCAGAACCUGAUAGCGAUGUUGUGGGCGAGCUCCUUUGGCUAAACUUCAACGCUCUCGACGUGAAAGCUUGCUGGGUCAUCGGACAAAAUAUGACUUGUCCUUAUGAUGGCCCUCAAGAAGAACAGUCGCGGAGAAUUGUCGUGCCUGUAGUUGGAGGCGUCAUCGUCUUCGUGCUUACGGGGUUGACUAUAUUGAUCAAGUGCGCUGGAAAAAGGCAAACAUCGAAGCGGCGACGAAGACGUGGCGAUGAUGGCUGGGACUACGAGGGCGUGCCAUCGUGAUGUGUACGCGAGGUGAGCGAUUCAACGAGCUAUUCCUACAUAGACGCAACUGGACUCUGGAGCAGAGGACCUGGCAGACGUACAAACAGACAUAUCAGCG
Cercospora beticola is the source of this 2141-nucleotide messenger RNA. RefSeq lists its product as uncharacterized. NCBI's taxonomy places the organism in Eukaryota, Fungi, Ascomycota, Dothideomycetes, Mycosphaerellales, Mycosphaerellaceae. The record is from RefSeq and is a predicted model, not a curated record.